Aspergillus lentulus is the source of this 4851-nucleotide messenger RNA. NCBI's taxonomy places the organism in Eukaryota, Fungi, Ascomycota, Eurotiomycetes, Eurotiales, Aspergillaceae. The record is from RefSeq and is a predicted model, not a curated record.
AUGUCCACCAGAGAAACCGCAAAAAGGGCGGUGGAAGAAAUUGCUGCGAAGUUCGGAUAUGUCGAUUCGGCGAUCUUGGAUCGCAUUGGCAAGGUGCUUCCUGAGGAGCGACGCAUAAUUGAACAGGGCCUGCGUGCGAAGGACGAGAAAAUAGGCCAUUCAAUCAAGACACUGGCAAAAAACCUCUAUAACAGCAAUGCUCGAUUUGUCUUCGAACUUCUGCAAAAUGCAGACGAUAAUCGCUUUACGCUCGCACGGGAACACAACGAGAUACCCUUCAUUUUGUUUAAGGUCUAUCCCGAUCGUAUCAUUGUCGAGUGCAAUGAGGAUGGAUUCACGAUUGAAGAUCUGUCGGCUAUCUGCUCUGUUGGGGAGAGCACCAAAGCCGCAUCUCACGGCUACAUUGGGGCGAAAGGCAUCGGGUUCAAGUCCGUUUUCAUCGCGGCUUGGAAGGUUCAUAUCCAGUCGGGGAAUUUUUCCUUUCAUUUUAAGCAUAACAUAGGUGAUCUUGGUCUUGGAAUGGUUCUACCAGUGUGGGAGGACCCUGAACACGAAUUUCCUGAUCGCUUAACCCGAAUGACUCUUUAUCUCCACACAGAAGGAGAGCCGGAAGCACUUGAGCACCUUCGCCAAACCGUUUUUCAGCAACUCGCUGAUCUUCAGCAAACUUGUUUACUUUUCUUGCGGAACCUCAAGCAGAUAGGAAUCUUCUUUUGCGAUGACAAUGGUGGGAUGAGGCAAUCUAAGACUUUUCGUGUUCGCGAUGCGCCUGGCCACAGUGUCUUCCUCGAGGCUACUGUCGUGGAUGAAGAUGAAAAUCUUACCACGGUUGAACAACGCUACCAUGUCACUAGGUACACUGCCACCCGGCUUCCGAUGAGCGACAGUCGCAACGUCCUGGGUACACAUGAAACCGAUACGGCAUUUUCGGAGGCGGAGGUCGUCUUGGCGUUUCCUCUCACAGUAGAUUCAAGACCUUUGCUUGAGAAACAGGAGAUAUUUGCCUUUUUACCAGUCCGUGAGUCGAGGUUCAAAUUCCUGAUACAAUCCGACUUCGACACUACCGCAAAUCGGCAAGAUAUCUCUACGACUUCGAGAAGAAACCUGUGCCUAUUACCUCAUAUUGCCUCGGCAUUUGUGAAGGCAGUGUUGAAAUUCUGCGAAGACUCAGAGUUGUGCUACGCAUGGCCGAGCUUCCUUCCAUCGUUAGAUGAUGACAUGGGUAGCUUCUGGUCCCCUCUGGCUCGCUUGAUCAGGGAUUUAAUUGGCGUGACCCCGGUUUGGAGGUCAAGGCACGGCAACAGCCUUCGUGUGAUAGGCUCCCUUGUGAUUCUUCCAGAGGACUUUAUGGAUAGCGAUGGGAAUCCAUUGCUGGACGACUCAAGCUUGGAUCCGUUCAUAUCCACCGCCUACCCGGCCGCGCUAGAAGGGACUCUCAAAGAGUACGGACUCGGGGUGGGGACUUUUGACCUAAUUCUCAGAAUGUUGAAAAGUGAUCUUGAAAGUCCUACCUCUAGAGUCAAGUCGUGUGUUACGAGCGCAGACUUCCACUCCCGCAUUUCACAACUUUUGUCGAGGAUCGAAAACGAGGACAAAGACGAAAUGCGUACUCUCAAUGAUCUUGCUAUUCUUCCUCUACGGAAUGGUGAAUGGGUGUCUGCUAACAGCGGCCCCGUAUACUUACCAAAGACUGGUGAAAUAGACAUCCCGGCUGCCGUGGAUUUCCGCAUCUUGGAUCCAGCAGCGGUUGCCAAUGAAGACCGCAGAGCUCUUUUCAUACACUUGGGAGCUGUGGAGCCGUCGGUUAGCGCAGUUCGAUCUGCAAUACUGGCGAAUUAUAGUCCCUUGUAUAGCGAGGUUUGCAUGGAAGAUUCGAGAGCUCAUCUGCGUUACCUUUAUCUGACACACGGGAGCCGUCAAAUUGAAGAUGAUUUUUGCGAUGUUCGUGUUUACUGCGUUCAUGAAAUCAUGAAUAAUCCACACGAAGAAGAGAUCUAUCUGCCAAGCAACCAUCCAUAUGGGCCAGAGGCCCUCCUAGGGCCGACGGAGUACUCCCAGGGCAUGGAAGUAUUGCUCAUGCAUUCAGCAUAUCUUGAGAACAUUCCAACAAGGCCUUAUUCAAAUUACCCAACCUGGCGAGAAUGGCUAAUCAAUUCACUUGGAAUUCGGGAACGACUGAGUCUUGUUUCACCUGAUGGUGAUUCUCUUUCAGACAGCUGGACCUAUGUCGCGGACUCUCGCCCGGGAAAGCUUCUUGGCUUGUUGGAGUACCUCUGGAAGGAUCAAAGGCCCGAACUGCGUCAAAGUGCUGAUCUCAUCAAGGAAAUUCAAAGCACGAAUGCAACAAGGCUUUGCAACAUGGACCUGCCCGAUGACUGUCGGCUUGACGAAACAUAUCUGCCUCUAUCCGACCUUCAGGCGCUUUGUCAACGUUUUAUGGAGGAAGAUGAACCUUUUCCGUUUCUAUACCUUGAAGGACUUUCAGAUGAGGAACUCUACUCCAAGUGGAUCUUUCUUCACAACGAUUUCUCAGUCGGGAAGGACGACGACUUGGAAUUCCUCCUUGAUGUGCUGUAUUGGAUACAGAGUGCCAAUCCUGAUGCAUCCACCCUUACCUCGUAUGAGCGACUAUGGGAUUUGUAUAUUGCAAUUGACGCAAAGCACCUUGCUGCCGAGGACAGAGUGGUCGCCAGAGACACCGUCAAGCUUUUUUUUGAAGACGGUGACUACAUUUACGUUCCUGAACUCCAAGAGGAUGAUCCGUAUGAUGCAGCAUGGGCCGGCCUUGAGCACUGCCUAUGGGAUGCACCACCAAAUAUGAUUUCCAAGUAUUCUCUCAAAUACGUCUUCGAGCAAAUUGUCGAGGAAGGUCAAUUCGAACAUCUUUCACGAUUCUUCAGGGACACAUUGAGCAUUCCGAAUGCCUCAUGGUCAGAUCUGACAGGGGAACUGGUAGAGCGGAGCCAGAACCACUGCGUGGACUUCGACCAAAUCUUCGAUAUGUACAAGCGCGAAUUUGAGGAUGAAAGCCUGAUCUUCGUGACCACAAACGGCGAACCCGGUUGGUACAAAAUCUCCGAAUGUUUGUGGUCAAGUAUUACAAAUAUACGUGGGAAGGUCACCCUGAAUGACCAUUACGAGGACCUGAAAGAUUUCUUUAUUGAUACUUUAGGGGUCAACACACUUACCCUUCAGAUGGUAUAUGAUGAGCUGCUAGAAACAAGCUCGGAAUCAACAAUCAACGAGACAAAAAGUAAGAUCUGGUCUCUCAAUGCUCUCCUUCAAACAGAGGGAGAUUAUGUUGAUCCAGGUCUACUGUCGCAAAGAUCGGUGUUCCCCGUUGUUUACCCAGAUGGAACGAAGAGACUUGCAUCUGCUACUACGGAGUUCGUGCUGAAAGGCUUUUUUGAGUGGGCAAAUCUCACACAUCGCUACUUAUCUGCAUCCAUCAAGGAGUUAACUUCCUUCUCUGGCGAGGCAACGCAAUUAAUUUCAGCGCCACACCGUGACUUGAAAAGAAAGGCGCAUGCAAUCCUCCGAGUCGCGGCCACGUUCAAUAGCCCGAGGUAUCAUGCGAAUCCAUCGAGGCUUUACGAGUUACUUCGGACGGCCAGGAUUGAAGCCACGGACGGAGUUUCCUCGAUUCUGAGAAUCUCCCAAGAUGGCGUAGCGGCGGAUGUUGAAGAAUUGAUAGGAAAAUUGCACAUCAGUGAAGAGCCAUCUGGUCUCGUCGUUUAUGUGCCGAAAGACAAAAAGGCCCAAGAACUUUGUUUCUGUGACCUUUUACCUAAGCACCUGAUCGACUGGCUCAUGCGGAAUCCGGCCACACAAAUUCCUGACAACGUUGAAAGCGAUGCAGGUAUUAUCGAAAUUGACGUGCCGAACGAAGACCCCGGCAUUGAUGAUGAUAGCAUUGAUGAUUAUAUACCAUCCCAACGGUCACGAAGUCAGGAUCGAUCUGCCGCUGAGGUUCCACUAGUCUCAACGGAUAUUGUCACCCCGUGUACCCGUCAGAAUGGCCGACUCUCAGACGACUCCUCAGAGCAAGUAAUUUUUCGACAAACCCAGAUGGCCUACUAUUCGCCCAACCCCAAUCGCAACCGUCCAUCGCUGUACUCGCCACAUAACCAUACAUCGGAGGACAAUAUGCAGUACUGUACGCUCCUCAAUCGGGUGGUAUUGGCUGCGAGAGGAGCCAUAUUUCCCUCGAGUGGACCGUUCAACAUGAGCGAACUGGAUGAAGCACUAUCGGGAGAAGAAAUCUUCCAUCGAUUUGAUGCCUUCGAUGGCAUUGACAUAAGGCAUGUGUUCCGCUCAGACAGCCAGCUCGAAAGAGACAAGAUGAUUGGCGCCGCAGGAGAGCUAUAUGUUUUCGAAUUACUUAAACGGCUGGACCCAGCUCUAACAGACUGGAGUUACCUGAAUUGGCAGAGUACACUUCGCAGAUAUGUCACGAUCCACCCGGACUACUCCAACAUGGGACCUUGGUAUGGCAGGGAGACCGCAGACAUUAUAUAUGACGAUACCGAGGGCGAUUUCACGGCCCUACUCAUUGAUCACGGGUACCUCGACGCUGAAGAAUGGUGGGACAAACGUCCGAAAUAUUACAUUGAAGUCAAGACGACUACAGGGCCUUUGAGAACACCUUUCUACAUGAGCAAGCAUCAAUAUGAAAGAAUGCAGGCCGUGCACAACAGGAGCGACCAUUCAGAGGUAUACAUGAUUCUACGCGUGUUUGAAUUACAUGGGGAUAACAUUGGAAUGAGAGUAUAUCUUGACCCGGAACAGCUAAGGUUGGAUGGAGGACUUCUAUUUACUGGGGAGACUUGGUCAGUCGUUCCCGGCUACUAG